This is a messenger RNA of Tetrahymena thermophila SB210, 2955 nucleotides long. Its product is annotated as transmembrane protein, putative. The transcript has 3 exons. Lineage: Eukaryota; Ciliophora; Oligohymenophorea; Hymenostomatida; Tetrahymenidae. The record is from RefSeq and is a predicted model, not a curated record. Gene Ontology annotation, molecular function: calcium-activated cation channel activity. Gene Ontology annotation, cellular component: plasma membrane.
UUUUUAUCUAUUUUUGUCAAAUUAGAUCUAUUAAUCAAUUUAUUAAUUAUUGUUAAAACAAAAAUGAAAAGAAAAUUGAUUUAAGAGGAGAGAUAAAUCGAUGAAAAUAUUGAUUAAGAAUUAUAGGCAAUAAUAUAUAAAUACAGGAGACAUGCUUAGAAACAAAGGAGUUAUCUUGAAGACUCAAACUUUAGGAGUAUGAAAUAGAAAGACCCGGAAUCUUUUUAAAAUGAGUAUUCCAUGUCUAAGUUCCCUGGUGAUGUAUAUGAGGCAAAACAAAAAAAGAAAAACUAGACAAUAUAUGAGAUUUAUUUAAAUUAAAGGAAGAAAAAAAUAGAUUGGUUGUUUUUUAACAUUUACUAAGAAUCUUAUUUGAUUGAAAGAUAUGGAAUGGGUGUUCCUCUUUUCUUUACAAUGAUGAAAAUGACAAUUGCUGUAUUAUUGAUUCUAUUCUUUGCAAAUCUUUAUACAGGAUUAAAUUAGUUUAAUGUUUGCAAUUCUAAUCAGUGUUAUAGUUUUAUUUUUGGAGGUUUUGGUAUCAUAGAUAUUGUUAACUUGCCUAGCGAUUUUAUGAUUAGUUUUUCAUUUGCUUCUUGGUUAGUUUUUAGUUAUAUAUUUAAACUCUACAUAUACAGAAUAUGUGAAACAGAUGAUGAAAAUAGACACGAUUAUGUCGCUAAAUCGAACUAAAUUAUCCUUAAAUAUUUUCAAAAAGGGUUGUCCUAAGAAUAAAUUGAAGAGCAACUCACUUAAAAAUUCUAUCAAUAUAUUGAAAAGGAAUAAAUUCCAAUUACAAGUAAUGACAUGAGAAUUUCACUUGCUCAUGUCACCCCUAUCACUAAUUACUACAAAAUAUCUAAAAAAAUAAAAGAAACAAAUAAGAUUUACAUGAAAAUUAUAAAAUUAUUGAAAAGUAUAGAUGAAGAAAUUAUGAAACCCUAAUAAGACUAAUCAAAUGAAAGUUAAAGUUUUAGUAAUUAUAACCAAAAUUAAAACGUGAUCAUUAAUUAGAGUUUUAAAAACUCUAUAAAUGAAACAGAUUAAAAAAAAGAAAGCCAAGAUGAAAUCUAACAUAAAUAGCUACUAUUGGAAAAUAAAAAUCAAUAAAAUACAAGUUUUUUAGAAGAUUAAGCAAAUUUACAGAAUGAAAAUGAAGAAUAAAAAUAGAUAACUGAGGAAUUAAAGACUUAAGAAAUAGAGUAGAGUGAAUAAUAAUAAAACUAAAUAAAUUUAUGUCAAUCUCUUUUGUUAGAGAAUGAAACUGAAAAUUAAAUUGAUAUUAAAGAAUACAAUCAAUAAUUUAGCACAAGUUCGUCAGAUGAUGAUUACAGAAUAUAAAUAGUGGAUUUGUUUUAUUGCUAAUAACUUUUAAGAAAAGAAGAUGAUAAUAAGAUCAAAAAACUAAUUAAACUAAUUGAGAAAUAUUAGAAAAUAAAAUUGGAAUUGCAAUAAGAAUACAUUUCGAAGAAAACUCUUUCUUCGUCUUACAUAGUUAAGUGCAACAGUAUUCAGCAAAAAAAUUUACUUCUAAUUUUUCUAAAGCCUUCUAAUCUCUUUAAAAGUUUUUUUUAGAAAGCAAAAUAUAUUUUCAGAAGUAAAUACUCUAGUUAUUCUUUAGACAGAUAUUUCCCUUAAAGUUCAACACAUUUGAACAUAAAUUGGUAAACAAUUGGUAUAGAAUUACAGGACAAACUAUAAAAAUAAGCUUUAGUCUAUAUUUUAGGUCUAGUUCAGUUUGUAAUCUUUUAUUAUUUCCUAAUUAAUUUAUACUCUUUAAAGUCUGAUAAUGAUGAAGAUUAAGAAAACGUAAAAUAAUAAUAUUUAAAAAAAGCUCUAUUUUCUUUGAUUACAACAAUUUUUUACUUGAUAAGUGAAAAACUUUAUGACUUAUAUUCAGUUCACAUGAUUACUUCAAUGGAUUCAAAACGCAUCGUGUUAUACAUGCAAAAUUUAUUCACUUUUUAUUCUUUGUUUUAUAUUAUUCUCCCUCUUGUAAAUGUAUUAGCGUAUGGAAUCUCUCGGCUAAUCGAUACUAAUAAUGAUUCAUAGUUUCAACCAUUUACACAAGUACGCCCUUUUUAAAUCUUUGUUACUAAUUUUUUGGUAGCAGCUUCUCUUUUUAGUGCAAAAUCAAUAUUUGCUGUUAAGAUCAUUAAAAAAAAAAUAAUUUAAAUGUACUACUUAAAGUCUAAGAGGUAUCUAAAAAAGACAUAGUAUGAAUUGAAUAAAAUUUUUAGAAGACAAAAAUUUAGAUUAGAGGACUGCACUCUAGCUUUAUUUAACUUACUUGUCAUUUCUAUUCCGUUCACAUUUUGCUUACCCAUUUUGCUAAUUUUACCUAUUUUGUUUCUAUUUAUUAUGUAUUUCUCCUUUAAGUAUCAAUACUUGAUGGUUUUGAGACCUGGAUAUUACUGCAAAUCAAUCCAUAAAAAAACAAGUAGAAUCUUUGCUAAUUACAUCCAAAGAAUUUCGUUUUUCUCUUACAUUUUCUUUACAUCAAACAUAUUUAUACUCUUUAGUGGUGUUAUUUUCUAUUUAGCCUAUAGUAUUUUUGAGAUAGUUGUAAUAAUCUAUUUAAAGCAAAAUUUUAAGAAAAAAUAAGCUUCUAGACAUGAUUUCAUUAAUAAUAUGAUAGGAAAUUUCUAAGUGGAGAAAAAAGCUGAACUAAAUACCUAACUUAGCUAAGCAGUGGAGUAGUAUUAGUAUUUAAGUAAAAGUAAUAGCCUAAACAGUAUUUAGCCUAGAGUAUUUUUCUUUAACUAGUAAUAAAUAAAUAGUAAUGUAUAAUCAGAUCAGCUUUCGUAAGCUGAUUCAUAGAUUAAAAUGUAGACAGCAUCAGAUAGUUAAUUUAAUACAAAAUAAAAUAAGAGGUUUCAUUACUCUUUCAUGCUUUAAUAUUAAAAAUAUAAAUAUAUCUAAGACUCAUCAAAAUAAUUUCAUUGCUAAAAAUGCUGA